CGCCAAAAAAAAAAAAAAAAAAAAAAUUAAAGAAAAGAAUAAUAGCAGAAAGAAAGGGAAAGGGGCAGAUGUCUGCACAAAAGAAGGGCCAAAAAAAUCUACACUGCAAGUUUGGUGAAAGUUUGCAACCAGAUGGUGAGUGGCAGCUGCCAGGCUCAGGGCUCACAUUCUGGCGUUUAGUUUGGUUCUACGUCCUCCAAGGACUGCAGAAUUCUCAGAACAAGAGUAAUGACGAUCCUCACGGGGACAAACAGACCCUCACCCUCUGCAGGAGAAUCAGGGCGCUAUGACUCACCGCAGCCCUCACAAAAUCACUAAUUGGAAAUCCUUGCUGCAGCUACACUGCAAAGGAAUCAGACUCGAUGUGCCAACUUCCCCAUGUGAUCCAAGCAUGGCCAUCUGCCAGAGAGCCAGAGGGAGAGAGGGCCACUCGCCUUGCCGGCAACGCAGAGAUUGCCUUGCCCCAUCGCCAAAUGAAAAAGCAGCAGAGGGCUCAUAAGAAGUCCUUUCCAAUGACGAUCUGGCUUUGAAAAGAGCAGCUGUAGUGCCAGAGUGUUUGGUGCAUUGCCUCUUUUGGCCGAGUAUCCAUUCUUCCAUGGGGAAGUGGUGUUGGGAGGUUCUUGUGGUGCACGAAGCUAUUCCUCUGCCAUCUGCUCCCAGUGACAUCAGAGAGUGCAGCAGGAUUUGCCUUUGCCACUUAAUGGGGUUUCCGUUUGUUUGACUCAACUGGGCAUGUUCUUAUAAUGCCAGGAGAGUGAUUCUAUCCUAAGUCAGCUGAACAGAAGCCAGAAGUGAACUAACUGCAAACGAGAGACCCGGCUCGCUUAACAGCAUGGAAGAAACCAGUUUCACUGCAGCAACACAGAGUAGGUGGUUGCUGAUGAGCCUGCAGUGAAGAUGCCUACACAGUGACGACCAAAGGGAAGAGUUCUUUGCUCACCUGAAAAAGACAAUCACUGUACAGGUAGGUUAAAGUGUUUCUGAGACCUCCCAGUGUCCGCCAAGCAAGUGCGCAGAUUUGGUGGGCAGGCUGGGUACAGGCUGAGAGCUUUAGAACCACCGAGGAAGAUGAUUAAUAGCUGAAUUCCUGGCAGCCUUGGUGCUUUCUGGAGCUGGUUCCUACAGACUGCUUGUCCGGAGAUACUGCGCAGAAAGGAAGGAGAAUGCGGGGCUGCAGUUUUGACCCUGUUCCACUCAUCAGAUUAAAACACCUCUCACUUCUGACUCUCAGCUGGUAAACUUGUGGUUUAUUUCACUGAGAAGAUAGAAGCCUCCAGAUCUUGGUCCUCCCACUGCCAGAUACACGAGUGUUCCUGCAUCUGUACUCAUGGACUCUGUCAUGCUUCUCACUCCAUCGGAUGAACUGUCACCGUUGCUUCCGCUUGCACAUUGGAUCCUCUUCAUUUUGCCUCCUCGUUGGCCCUGGUGAAGCUUUGUUCUAAGAUUAUUUGUUUCGUCUAGUUCAUGAACUCAAAUCAUAGAGACCCUAAAUGUUACAGAAGUGUUGAAAGAUUGCUCGGUCAUGAGCACUGACAGUAACUCAUUGGCACGUGAAUUUCUGACGGAUGUCAACCGGCUUUGCAAUGCGGUGGUCCAGAGAGUGGGGGCCAGGGAGGAAGAAGAGGAGGAGACACACAUGGCAACCCUUGGACAAUACCUCGUCCACGGCCGAGGAUUUCUGUUACUUACCAAGCUAAAUUCUAUUAUUGAUCAGGCAUUGACAUGUAGAGAAGAACUCCUUACCCUUCUUCUGUCACUCCUUCCACUGGUAUGGAAGAUACCUGUUCAACUAGAAAAGGCAACAGAUUUUAAUCUACCGUUCUCAGCUGAUAUAAUCCUGACCAAAGAAAAGAACUCAAGUUCUCAAAGAUCUACUCAGGAAAAAUUAUAUUUAGAAGGAAGUGCCCCAGCUGGUCAGGUUUCUGCAAAAGUAAAUGUUUUUCAACAAGGCAGACGACAGCGUAAAACUACCCAUCGCUAUUCUGUAAGAGAUGCAAGAAAGACGCAGCUCUCCACCUCAGAUUCAGAAGUCAAUUCAGAUGACAAAAGUAUAGUAAUGACUAAGCAUAGAAGGUCCCAUCCGCUGCAGCAUUUUGUAACACAGUCUCCUAAAGAAGACCACCUUACAGCUAAGCUUGACCACUUAUCAACCAAAGAACAGACCCCUCCUGAUACCAUGGCUUUGGAAAAUUCCAGAGAGAAGAUUCCAGGACAGGAGUCAAACACUGACAUUUUAAGUGAGCCAGCGGCCUUGUCUAUCAUCAGUCACAUGAACAAUUCUCCAUUUGACUUAUGUCAUGUUCUGUUAUCUUUAUUAGAGAAAGUUUGUAAGUUUGACAUUACCUUGAAUCAUAAUUCUGCUCUAGCUGCCAGUGUAGUGCCCACACUGACUGAGUUCCUAGCGGGUUUUGGGGACUGCUGUAAUCUCAGCGACAAUUUGGAGAGUCGGAUGGUUUCUGCAGGUUGGACUGAAGAACCGGUGGCUUUGAUUCAACGGAUGCUUUUUCGAACAGUGUUGCAUCUUAUGUCAGUAGAUAUUAGUAUGGCAGAGAUGAUGCCAGAAAGUCUUAGAAAAAAUUUAACGGAAUUGCUUACAGCAGCUUUAAAAAUUAGAACUUGCCUAGAAAAGCAGCCCGACCCUUUUGCACCAAGACAAAAGAAAACACUACAAGAGGUUCAGGAAGAUUUUGUGUUUUCCAAGUAUCGCCAUAGAGCGCUUCUUUUACCUGAGCUCCUAGAGGGAGUUUUACAGAUCCUGAUCUGUUGUCUUCAAAGUGCAGCUUCAAAUCCUUUCUUCUUCAGUCAAGCCAUGGAUCUGGUUCAAGAAUUCAUUCAGCAUCAUGGAUUUCAUUUACUUGAAACAGCAGUUCUUCAAAUGGAGUGGCUGGUUGUAAGAGAUGGGGUUCCUCCUGAGGCCUCAGAACAUUUGAAAGCCCUCAUCAAUAGUGUGAUGAAAAUAAUGAGCACUGUCAAAAAAGUGAAAUCAGAGCAACUUCAUCAUUCAAUGUGUACAAGAAAAAGGCACAGACGGUGUGAAUAUUCCCACCUCAUGCAUCACCACAGAGAUCUCUCAGGUCUGCUGGUUUCGGCUUUUAAAAACCAAGUUUCCAAAAACCCAUUUGAAGAGACGGCAGAUGGAGACGUGUAUUACCCCGAGCGGUGCUGUUGCAUUGCAGUGUGUGCUCACCAGUGUUUACGCUUACUGCAGCAGGCUUCCUUGAGCAGCACGUGCGUCCAGAUUCUCUCGGGUGUUCAGAACAUCGGCAUAUGCUGUUGCAUGGAUCCCAAAUCUGUGAUCAUCCCUUUGCUCUAUGCUUUUAAAUCGCCAGCCCUGAAAAACUGUCGGCAGCAUAUAUUAAAUAUUCUUAACAAACUUAUUUUGGAUCAGUUAGGAGGAGCUGAGAUACCACAAAAAACUAAGAAAGCAGCUUGCAAUAUUUGUACCGUUGACUCAGAUCAACUAGCCAAAUUAGAAGAGACCCUGCAGGGAAACGCAUGCGAUGCUGAACCUUCCUCAGGUUUAUCCAGUCCUUCUUACAGAUUUCAAGGGAUCCUGCCCAGCAGUGGAUCUGAAGACCUGUUGUGGAAAUGGGAUGCCUUAGAGGCUUAUCAGAGUUUUGUUUUUGAAGAAGACAGAUUAUGUAGUGUGCAGAUUGCAAGUCACAUUUCCAGUUUAAUCCAGAAAGGCAAUAUUGUUGUUCAGUGGAAAUUGUAUAACUACAUAUUUAAUCCUGUGCUCCAAAGAGGAGUUGAAUUAGCACAUCAUUGUCAACAGCUCGACAUUACUUCAGCUCAGACUCAUGUAUGUAGCCAUCAUGACCAGUGUUUGCCCCAGGAAGUGGUUCAGAUUUAUUUAAAAACUCUGCCUACCCUGCUUAAAUCAAGGGUAAUAAGAGAUUUGUUUUUAAGUUGUAAUGGAGUGAACCAAAUAAUUGAAUUAAAUUACUUAGAUGGUAUUCGAAAUCACUCACUAAAAGCAUUUGAAACUCUGAUAAUCAGCCUAGGGCAACAACAGAAAGAUUCUUCAAUUCCAGGUAUUGAUGGGACAGACCUUGAACAGAAGGAGCUGUCAUCUUUAAAUGUCAGUACUUUGUACAACCAGCAAGCUUAUUCAGAUUCUCAGAGUCUUAGCAAAUUUUAUGCCCGCCUCAAAGAUGCUUAUCCAAAGAAACGGAAGUCUGUCACCCAGGAUGUUUAUAUCAACACGAUAAACCUCUUCCUCUGUGUGGCAUUCCUGUGCGUAAGUAAAGAAGCAGAAUCUGAUAGAGAGUCAGCCAAUGAUUCAGAAGAUACUUCUGGCUACGACAGUACAGCGAGCGAGCCUUUGCAACACAUGCUGCCAUGUUUCUCUCUCGAGAGCCUCGUCCUGCCCUCUCCCAAACACAUGCACCAAGCAGCAGACAUUUGGUCAAUGUGUCAUUGGAUCUACAUGUUGAGUCCAGUUUUCCAGAAACAGUUUUAUAGGCUUGGUGGUUUCCGAGUAUGCCAUAAAUUAAUAUUUAUGAUAAUACAGGAACUAUUCAGAAGUCCUGAAGAGGAGCAUGGGAGAAAGGAGGGAGAUAUAAAUGUAGAGGAAAACCAAGAUUUACACAGACCUUCUCAAUCUGAGGUCACUGUGAAGGAAGAUUUAUUAUCUUUGACUGUGAAAAGUGACCCCACACCUUCAGAACUGGGUAGUCUGAAAAAGAGUGCUGACAGUUCAGGUAAAUUGGAGUCACAGCCUAUUUCUUCCAUGAACGUGGAACAUAUUCCAGCCGCGGAAGCUGCUCCCGAGGAAGCAAAAGUAUUUACGAAUCGAGAAAGCGAAACCUCACUUCAGGGCAUACGACUUUUGGAAGCCCUUUUGGCUAUUUGUCUUCAUGGCAGCAGAGCUAGUCAGCAGAAGAUGGAAUUGGAGUUACCUAAUCAGAACUUGUCUGUGGAAAAUAUACUGCUUGAAAUGAAGAGCCAUCUUUCCAAGUCAAAGGUGAUUGAAACAGAAUUAGCAAAGCCUUUAUUUGAUGCCCUGCUUCGAGUUGCACUGGGGAAUCAUUCAGCAGAUUUUGAACACGAUGAUGCUAUGACUGAGAAGAGUCAUCAGUCUGAAGAAGAAUUGUCAUCCCAACCUGGUGAUUUUUCAGAAGAAGCUGAGGAUUCUCAGUGUUGCAGUAUUAAACUUUUGGUUGAAGAAGAAGGUUAUGAAGCAGAUACUGAAAGCAAUCCUGAGGACAGUGAAACCUGGGAUGAUGGGGUAGACUUAAAGCCUGAAGUAGAAAGUUUCAGUGCAUCAAGCAGUCCAAAUGACUUACUUGAAAACCUCACUCAAGGGGAAAUAAUUUAUCCUGAGAUUUGUACGCUGGAAUUAAAUUUGCUUUCUGCUGGUAAAGCCAAACUUGACGUGCUUUCCCACGUAUUUGAGAGUUUUUUGAAAAUCAUCAGGCAGAAAGAAAAGAAUAUUUUUCUACUCAUGCAACAGGGAACUGUGAAAAAUCUUUUAGGAGGGUUCUUGAGUAUUUUAACACAGACUGAUUCUGAUUUUCAAGCAUGCCAGAGAGUACUGGUGGAUCUUUUGGUAUCUUUGAUGAGUUCAAGAACAUGUUCGGAAGAGCUAACCCUUCUUUUGAGAAUAUUUCUGGAGAAAUCUCCUUGUACAGAAAUUCUUCUUCUGGGUAUUCUGAAAAUUGUUGAAAGUGACAUUACUAUGAGUCCUUCACAGUAUCUCACCUUCCCUUUGCUGCAUAAUCCAAAUUUAAGCAAUGGUGUUUCAUCUUUUUCACAAAAGUGUCCCACGAUUCUAAACAGUAAGGCCAUGGGGUUAUUAAGAAGAGCACGAGUUUCGCGGAGCAAGAAGGAGGGUGACAGUGACAGUUUUCCCCAGCAGCUGCUUUCCUCUUGGCAUGUAGCCCCCGUCCACUUGCCAUUGCUAGGACAAAACUGCUGGCCACACCUGUCGGAAGGUUUCAGCGUUUCACUGUGGUUUAAUGUGGAGCGCGUUCACGAAGCUGAGAGUACCACAGAAAAAGGAAAGAAGACGAAGAAAAGAAACAAAUCGUUAAUUUUACUGGAUAGUAAUUUUGGUGGAACAGAGCACAACAGACCAGAAGGUGCAGAGUACGUGAGUCCUGGUGAAAGGCUCAUAGAGGAAGGCUGUAUUCAUAUGAUCUCAUUGGGAUCCAAAGCGCUGAUGAUCCAAGUGUGGGCUGAUCCCCACAGUGGCACUUUUAUCUUUCGUGUGUGCAUGGAUUCAAAUGACGAUACAAAAGCUGUUUUACUAGCACAGGUUGAAUCACAGGAGAAUAUUUUCCUUCCGAGCAAAUGGCAACAUUUAGUACUCACCUACUUGCAGCAGCCCCAAGGGAAAAAGAACAUCCAUGGGAAGAUCUCCAUAUGGGUCUCUGGACAGAGGAAGCCUGAUGUUACUUUGGAUUUUAUGCUUCCAAGAAAAACAAGUUUGUCAUCUGACAGCAAUAAAACAUUUUGCAUGAUUGGCCAUUGUUUAUCAUCCCAAGAAGAACUUCUGCAAUUGGCUGGCAAAUGGGACCUGGGAAAUUUACUUCUUUUCAAUGGAGCUAAGAUUGGCUCACAAGAGGCAUUUUAUUUAUAUGCUUGUGGACCCAAUCAUACGUCCAUAAUGCCAUGUAAAUAUGGCAAGCCUGUGAAUGACUACUCCAAAUAUAUUAAUAAAGACAUUUUGCAAUGUGAACAAAUCAGAGAACUUUUUAUGACCAACAAAGAUGUGGACAUUGGUCUUCUAAUUGAAAAUCUUUCAGUUGUGUAUACCACUUGCUGUCCUGCUCAGUAUACCAUCUAUGAGCCAGUUAUUAGACUUAAAGGUCAAAUGAAAACACAACUCUCUCAAAGACCCUUCAGCUCAAAAGAAGUUCACAGCAUCUUAUUAGAACCUUAUCAUCUAAAGAAUCUCCGGCCCACUGAAUGUAAAACCCUUCAAGGCAUUCUGCACGAAAUUGGUGGAACUGGUAUAUUUGUCUUUCUCUUUGCUAGGGUUGUGGAACUCAGUAUCUGUGAAGAAACUCAAGCAUUAGCACUGAGAAUUAUACUCUCAUUAAUUAAAUACAACCAACAGAGAAUACAUGAAUUAGAAAAUUGUAAUGGACUUUCCAUGAUUCAUCAGGUGUUGAUCAAACAAAAAUGCAUCGUGGGCUUUCACAUUUUGAAGACCCUUCUUGAAGGUUGCUGUGAUGAAGAUAUUAUUCAUAUCAAUGAGAAUGGAGAAUUUAAGUUGGAUGCCGAGUCUAAUGCUAUAAUCCAGGAUGUUAAACUGCUAGAGGAGCUAUUGCUAGACUGGAGGAUAUGGAAUAAAGCAGAGCAAGGUGUUUGGGAAACUCUGCUGGCAGCCCUAGAAAUCCUCCUCAGAGCGGAUCACCAGCAGCAGAUGUUUAAUAUUAAGCAGUUACUGAAAGCUCGAGUGGUGCAUCACUUUCUACUGACUUGCCAGGUUUUGCAGGAACACAAAGAGGGUCAGCUUACAUCCAUGCCCCGAGAGGUUUGUCGGUCAUUUGUGAAGAUUAUAGCAGAAGUCCUUGGGUCUCCUCCCGAUCUGGAAUUAUUGGCAGCUGUCUUCAGUUUCCUUUUAGCAGCUCACCCUCCUACCAAUACUUACGUUUGCCAUAACCCUGCAGGCUUCUACUUUUCUUUGCACAUAGAUGGCAAGAUCUUUCAGGAGAAAGUGCAGUCAAUCAUGUACCUGAGGCAUUCUAGCAGUGGAGGGAAGUCUGUUACUAGCCCUGGAUUUAUGGUAAUAAGCCCAUGUGGUUUUACUGCUUCGCCAUCUGAAGGAAACAACUCCUCCAGUACUGUUCCACAGCAGAUGACUGCCAGCAUGUUACGUUCUAGAAGCCUACCAGCAUUUCCUACUUCUUCACCUCAAAUACAACCACGAAAAUUGACUGGAAGUUUGGGUUGUAGUAUUGACAAGUUACAAAGCGUUGUAGAUAAUGAUGUUGCUUCCCAGCCAGAGAAAUGGAGCCCUCGGGGGAGUUCCGAGACGCUGAAGAAAGGCAAAGCAGAUGCUUUUGUCAGUAGCUGUGAGUCUGCAAAAACGGUUUGUGAAAUGGAAGCUGUCCUUUCAGCCCAUGCCUCUGUCAGUGGUGUCCCAAAAGGAACAUCGGGACUUCCAGCGGUCAAAGUAGAUCAGAAGGAGGUGGGAACAGAACCCAGAUCAGACGAUGACAGUCUUGGGGAUGAGUUCUGCCCACGCCGACCUGAUUACCUGAAGGGACUGGCCUCGUUCCAGCGAAGCCACAGCACUAUUGCAAGCCUUGGGCUAGCUUUUCCCUCACAGAAUGGCUCUGCAGCUGUCGGCCGGUGGCCAAGUCUUGUUGACAGGAACACCGAAGACUGGGAAAACUUUGCCUUUUCUCUCCGUUAUGAGCCAAACCACAACCGAACUACAAGUGCUCACAGUGUAACUGAAGACUGUUUGGUACCUGUAUGUUGUGGGUUGUAUGAACUCUUAAGCGGAGUUCUUCUCAUCCUGCCUGAUGUUAUGCUGGAAGAUGUGAUGGACAGGCUCAUUCAAGCAGAUACGCUGUUGGUCCUUGUUAACCACCCAUCACCUGCUGUACAACAAGGAGUUAUUAAACUAUUAGAUGCAUAUUUUAAUAGAGCAUCUAAGGAACAAAAGGAUAAAUUUCUGAAGAAUCGUGGCUUUUCCUUGCUAGCCAACCAGUUGUAUCUUCAUCGGGGAACUCAGGAAUUAUUAGAAUGCUUCAUUGAAAUGUUCUUUGGCCGACAUGCUGGCCUUGAUGAAGACGUUCCUUUGAAUGAAUACAGAUUGCUUGCUUGUGAUCUGCAGCAACUUUUCAUAGCAGUUACAAUUCAUGCUUGCAGUUCCUCAGGCUCACAGUAUUUUAGAGUUAUUGAAGAUCUUAUUGUACUGCUUGGAUAUCUUCAAAACAGCAAAAGCAAGAGGACCCAAAAUAUGGCUGUUGCACUACAGUAUAGAGUUCUCCAGGCUGCUAUGGAAUUUAUAAGGACCACCGCAAAUCAUGACUCUGAAAACCUUACAGAUUCAUCUCAGUCGCCUUCUGCUCCCCAUCAUGCAGUAUUCCAAAAGCGAAAGAGCAUUGCUGGUCCUCGAAAAUUUCCCCUUGCUCAAACUGACUCUCUUCUGAUGAAAAUGCGUUCAGUAGCAAGUGAUGAACUUCAUAUGAUGAUGCAACGGAGAAUGAGCCAGGAGAAUCCUGUCCAGGCAACCGAAACAGAGCUUGCACAGAGACUGCAGCGGCUCACCAUUUUAGCAGUUAACAGGAUUAUUUAUCAAGAGUUUAAUCCAGACAUUAUUGACAUUUUGAGUACUCCAGAAAAUGCACCUCAAAGCAAGACCUCAGUUUCCCAGACUGAAAUUUCUGAAGAAAAUAUUUAUCAUGAACAGCCUGCUUUCAAUCCAUUUCAGAAAGAAAUGUUCACAUAUCUGGUAGAAGGCUUCAAAGUAUCUACUAGUUCAAGUAAAGCCAGUGGUUCCAGACAGCAGUGGGCUAAAAUCUUAUGGUCUUGUAAGGAAACCUUCCGAAUGCAGCUUGGGAGACUGCUCGUGCAUAUUUUGUCACCAGCCCACCCUUCACAAGAGAGAAAGCAAAUUUUUGAAAUAGUUCGUGAACCAAAUCAUCAGGAAAUACUACGAGACUGUCUUAGCCCAUCCCUGCAACAUGGAGCCAAGUUAGUUUUGUAUUUGUCAGAGUUGAUACAUAAUCACGAAGACGAAUUGACUGAAGAAGAACUAGACACAGCAGAGCUGCUUAUGAAUGCUUUAAAGUUAUGUGGUCAUAAGUGCAUCCCCCCCAGUGCAUCGACAAAAUCAGACCUUAUUAAAGUGAUUAAAGAGGAACAAAAGAAAUAUGAAACUGAAGAACAUGUGAAUAAAGCCAACUGGCAGAAAACAGUUAAUAAUAAUCAGCAAAGUCUCUUUCAGCGUCUUGAUUCAAAAUCAAAGGAUAUAUCUAAAAUAGCUGCGGAUAUCACCCAGGCAGUGUCUCUUUCCCAAGGAAUUGAGAGAAAAAAGGUGAUCCAGCACAUCAGAGGAAUGUAUAAAGUGGAUCUGAGUGCCAGCAGACACUGGCAGGAGCUUAUUCAACAACUGACGCAUGAUAGAGCAGUCUGGUAUGACCCCAUCUACUAUCCAACUUCAUGGCAGUUGGAUCCAACAGAAGGGCCAAAUCGAGAGAGAAGGCGCUUACAGAGAUGUUACCUAACUAUUCCAAAUAAGUAUCUCCUUAGGGAUAGACAAAAAUCAGAAGCAGAUGUGGUCAAACCACCACUCUCUUACCUAUUUGAAGACAAAACUCAUUCUUCUUUCUCUUCUACUGUAAAGGACAAAGCUGCAAGUGAGUCUAUAAGAGUGAAUCGAAGAUGUAUCAGCGUCGCACCAUCUAGAGAGACAGCUGGUGAAUUGUUGUUAGGUAAAUGUGGAAUGUAUUUUGUGGAAGAUAACGCUUCUGACACAGUUGAAAGUUCCAGCCUUCAGGGAGAAUUGGAACCAGCAUCAUUUUCCUGGACAUAUGAAGAAAUUAAAGAAGUUCACAAGCGUUGGUGGCAAUUGAGAGAUAAUGCAGUAGAAAUCUUUUUAACAAAUGGCAGAACACUCCUGUUGGCAUUUGAUAACACCAAGGUUCGUGAUGAUGUGUACCACAAUAUACUAACAAAUAACCUCCCUAAUCUUCUGGAAUAUGGCAAUAUCACCGCUCUGACAAAUUUAUGGUAUACUGGACAGAUUACUAAUUUUGAAUAUUUGACUCACUUAAACAAACAUGCCGGCCGAUCCUUUAAUGAUCUCAUGCAGUAUCCAGUGUUCCCGUUUAUCCUAGCUGACUACGUUAGUGAGACCCUUGACCUCAGCGAUCCAUCAGUGUACAGAAAUCUCUCCAAGCCCAUAGCCGUGCAGUACAAAGAAAAAGAAGAUCGUUACGUGGACACAUACAAGUACCUGGAGGAGGAGUACCGCAAAGGAGCCCGGGAAGACGACCCGAUGCCCCCGGUGCAGCCCUACCACUACGGUUCCCACUACUCCAACAGCGGCACCGUGCUCCACUUCCUGGUCAGGAUGCCUCCUUUCACAAAGAUGUUUUUAGCCUAUCAAGAUCAGAGUUUUGACAUCCCAGACAGAACUUUUCAUUCUACAAACACAACCUGGCGUCUCUCCUCUUUUGAGUCCAUGACUGAUGUGAAAGAACUUAUCCCAGAGUUUUUCUAUCUUCCAGAAUUCUUAGUUAACCGUGAAGGUUUCGAUUUUGGUGUACGCCAGAAUGGUGAACGGGUUAAUCACGUCAACCUCCCGCCUUGGGCACGUAACGAUCCUCGUCUUUUUAUCCUCAUCCAUAGACAGGCUCUAGAGUCUGACUACGUGUCCCAGAACAUCUGUCAGUGGAUCGACUUGGUAUUCGGGUAUAAGCAAAAAGGGAAGGCCUCUGUCCAAGCCAUCAAUGUUUUUCAUCCUGCUACAUAUUUUGGAAUGGAUGUCUCUGCAGUUGAAGAUCCAGUUCAGAGACGAGCACUGGAAACCAUGAUAAAAACCUACGGCCAGACCCCUCGUCAGCUGUUCCAGUCGGCCCAUGCGAGCAGACCUGGCUCCAAGCUCAACAUCGAAGGGGAGCUUCCUGCUGCCGUGGGGUUGUUAGUGCAGUUUGCUUUCCGGGAAACCAGAGAACAGGUCAAGGAAGUUCCCUAUCCGAGUCCUUUGUCAUGGAUAAAAGGCUUGAAGUGGGGGGAGUAUGUCGGUUCCCCAAGUGCCCCAGUACCUGUGGUCUGCUUCAGCCAGCCGCACGGAGAAAGAUUUGGUUCUCUCCAGGCGCUGCCCACUAGAGCAAUCUGCGGUUUGUCCCGAAAUUUCUGUCUUCUGAUGACGUACAGCAAAGAACAAGGUGUGAGAAGCAUGAACAGUACUGACAUUCAGUGGUCCGCCAUCCUGAGCUGGGGAUAUGCUGAUAACAUUCUAAGGUUGAAGAGUAAACAAAGCGAGCCUCCAAUAAACUUUAUACAAGGUUCACAGCAGCAUCAGGUGACUAGUUGUGCUUGGGUACCGGACAGUUGCCAACUGUUUACUGGGAGCAAAUGUGGUGUCAUCACAGCCUACACAAACAGAUUCAUGAGUGGCACGCCUUCAGAGAUAGAAAUGGAGUCUCAGAUACAUCUCUAUGGGCACACAGAAGAGAUAACCAGCUUAUUUGUCUGCAAACCAUACAGUAUAAUGAUAAGUGUGAGCAGAGAUGGAACCUGCAUCAUAUGGGAUUUAAACAGGUUGUGCUACGUACAAAGUCUGGCGGGACACAAAAGCCCUGUCACAGCCGUCUCUGCCAGUGAGACUACAGGUGACAUUGCCACCGUGUGUGACUCAGCUGGCGGGGGCAGUGACCUCAGACUCUGGACAGUGAACGGGGACCUCGUUGGACAUGUCCACUGCAGAGAGAUCAUUUGUUCCGUGGCUUUCUCGAACCAGCCUGAGGGAGUAUCUAUCAACGUGAUUGCUGGGGGAUUGGAAAAUGGAAUCGUAAGGUUAUGGAGUACUUGGGACCUAAAGCCUGUGCGGGAAAUUACAUUUCCUAAAUCGAAUAAGCCUAUUGUAAGCCUUACAUUUUCCUGCGACGGCCACCAUUUGUACACAGCAAACAGUGAUGGGACCGUGAUCGCCUGGUGUCGGAAGGACCAGCAGCGCCUGAAACAGCCAAUGUUCUAUUCCUUCCUCAGCAGCUAUGCAGCGGGAUGAGUGAGAACCUCGCAUUCUGCAAGGCACUUUAACUCCAAGCUAGAUUUGCCGACUUCGCCAGUUACAGGAGGUCAAACCCGAAGAACUGGAUGACCAAACAAACCAUCCAAGUAAUGAUAAAGUCUAUUCAUCUGCACAAAAUUCUGCAGCCUCACGAGGUCCUGAGAGGAAAGUAUUGUUUAGUGAUGACCUGGAGGGUGUGUCAGUAUGCACUAACCAACAAGGUUUAAGUGUGGCACAGUAAAUUAAAAUCAUAUUCCUAAAGGUUUUUUUCCAUAGAGGAUUCUAAAGAAAAGAUGAGCAUCUCUCUAUUUCUGUUUUCUAUUACUUUCUAUUUUCUAUUAUUCCAAAAAAGCCAGUAGGAUUUAAAUUGGUUAGCUGUUUGUAUAAAAUGCUCUAAAGAUUAUAUUUUAAAAGCUUUCUGCCAAGAUAACACACCCACCCCACUCCCCCCAAAAAAGGAAAGAUAAGGAGAAAGAAUUCAGGACUUGAUCAUUGCUUUCUUUGAGAAGUAUGUAAUCCAGUAGGUGCCUCUGCACCAAAGAUUUUUUGGAAUAUCUGAAUAUUUGAAUCUCAGUGUUAGGCAGUUUUUGCCUGUUGCCUUCUUAGCUCAAAGUAGAACCAGAAUUUUUUGACAGUCACAAACAACAACACAAGUAUCUUUGAUUUUCAGACACAUUCUGUUUCUUCAUAAAAAUCCUACUUAAAAUCCAUAACACUAGAUAUGGAAUAUCCUUAGUUGAGUCACUAAGAUUUAAACACAGUGAUAAUUCUUUUAAUAUCUGCCAUUUACAGAGCAUUAAAUACUUAACAAUUUGCAAUAGAAAGCCUCCAUUUCAGAAAAAGUUUGCACAUAUAUUAAUAAUGCAGUCCAGUUAAGGCAUUUAAUCUAAUAUGCAGGAGGAGUUUUCUUCCCCAAAACAGAAUUACAAAAGAAAAGGACACAGCUUACUUCGUUCUAAACAGGAGGCAGAAUAAUUCUUUUAGGAAGCAGUUUCCACUGUUUCUACUAACCUAUACCACUUGAGAAUUCUAGGAACAAUAGAAAAAUCUGUGUACUCCACAGCAAACUUACACAUGAUAAAGACAGAAUUCCUAAAACUCCUGGAAUAGUCUAUCAUGAUAUUAUGGCUCUAUUUUUACUUGGGGUGCUGCUUUAUUGGCUUUGAAAACACUGUAAAAUAAGCUGUUACCAUGAGAUACAAAGAUGUAUUCCUGCCUAAGAAUUACUUGUGUGUUUGUUAUGGAAAUUUAAUUCAUAUGGUGUUUACAGAACUACUUUUGUAACUUCCAGACUUUCUAAAACAUUCUGCUUAAAAACUGUAUAAAAUGCAAUUGCAAAGUCUCUGCUGUCAAGGUAAAUACAAGAGGAAGCAAGUGGCUACGUAUGCUCGUAACCUUCAGUUGCAUACAUAGGUAAGAGCACUUCACGGCUGCACUGAGAUCAUGGUUUGCACAGACCACCUAUUAAUUCUGAGGUCCAAAUAGGUGCAGAGAUGAGACUAUUCCUAUUCACGUUGAAGUGAUUUGCUUUGUUUAAAAAAAAAAAAAAUCGCAGCUAUUGUCUAACUUUCAUUUUUCUACUGAGAACUUUACAUUAGUCCCUUAUUAGAAUAAGGUUGCUACUCAGUCUUUUUUUUUUUUAAGGCUGAAUUUCAUCAUUUAUCUAAAGAGAAAAUAUGCAAAAUGACUGGUCUUGUUAAGAGUGCAAUAUUAUAUUUUUAUGUAAAAAUAAAAAUGAAAUUGGGGGGAUUAUUUAUUCAGCAUGAAACUUAAUAUGUAUAUGUUUGAAGCACUUCAUAAUAUGCAUGUUGUAGCAAAUAUUUCUGUAAACUAUCACAAGCUCUGUUACCUUUGUACACACUGCCACUUCACAGUGGGGAUAAAUUUCAUAAAAAUAGACUUGAGGACCUAUUCUCAUUGCAGUUUAAAUAUUAUGACCAGAUCUCAAACUGGUGGCUGUUUUUGGUAACCCAUAUAGUUUCUCUCUUUAGCUCCCCUAUAAAUUUAUGUCACUAGAAAA
Molecule: messenger RNA, 14720 nt
Organism: Orcinus orca (killer whale)
Lineage: Eukaryota; Metazoa; Chordata; Mammalia; Artiodactyla; Delphinidae
Gene: LYST
Product: lysosomal trafficking regulator
Exons: 53
Coding region: 1523-12697 (3724 amino acids)
Biological process (GO): intracellular protein localization
Cellular component (GO): cytosol; membrane
Molecular function (GO): protein kinase binding
Source: RefSeq, a predicted model, not a curated record